This is a messenger RNA of Rana temporaria (common frog), 869 nucleotides long. RefSeq names its product protein ANTAGONIST OF LIKE HETEROCHROMATIN PROTEIN 1-like. The record is from RefSeq and is a predicted model, not a curated record. Bases 224 to 754 code for a protein of 176 amino acids. NCBI's taxonomy places the organism in Eukaryota, Metazoa, Chordata, Amphibia, Anura, Ranidae. The transcript is spliced from 3 exons.
ACUUCCUGUAUUUUCGUAAAGGAAAGAGUACAAGGAGAAGAUGGAGUAUUAUGAGCUGCUUUUGUUGUUUGUGUUACAUGUUUGGCAACGUAUUCUCCAACAGAGACCGCAACGUCGCUUUUGGGUUCAUCCCAUCCACCAAAUGCAUUCUGAGAGAGGACAAUUUGUACUACUUUAUCGUGAACUGAGAGAGCACCCUGAUAAAUUCUGAAAUAAUACUCGGAUGAGCAUCUCAACAUUUGACUUUCUUCUUGAUCUUCUGACACCAUUCUUGUCAAGACAGGAUACUAAUUGCAGGGAUGCAAUCUCACCAUGCGAACGCUUACUUAUAACGUUACGAUAUCUUGCCACAGGGAAUAGUUAUUCAUCACUGCAAUAUGAAUUUCGAAUUGGAAUCUCAACUAUAAGUGAAAUUGUGAAGCAAACAUGUGAUGCAAUAUGGACCCUGAAAUGUCGAUUCAUGCCAAUUCCAAACAAAGAAAAAUGGGAAGAUAUUGCCCAGCGUUUUUGGAUGAAAACGAACUUUCCAAACUGUUUAGGAGCUAUUGACGGAAAACAUAUUAGGUUAAUAAAACCAUGCCAUAGUGGAAGUCAAUUUUUUAAUUAUAAAAAGUAUUUUUCCAUAGUUCUAUUGGCUGUGGUCGAUGCAGACUAUAAAUUUCUUUAUGUUGAUAUUGGAGCUUUCGGAAGCAGUGCAGACUCUGGUGUUUUCCAGCAUAGUAAAUUUGGAAAAAACUGGCAUCUAAUGAACUAGAUUUGCCUGACAACCAACCCCUGCCCGGAACAGAAGGACCAGAUAUGCCAUUUGUUUUUGUAGCCGAUGAUGCAUUUGCUAUUCACGAACAUCUAACGAAGCCCUUUUCAUUGAG